AUGGUCUACUGGGGCUGCGGCACGCCGCGCAACCGCCUGGCGUGGGCGUGGGUCGUCACGAUGGCGUCCCUGGGCGCUGCGCUGUUCUGCAUGGGCGCGGCGAAGCUUGACGCCUGCAAGUACCUCCUAGUGGCCCUCCAGGCGUGCAGCAUCGAGACCUGCAGCCUGCCGCCCAAGGCGAUGCUCAUCGCCGGCGCGGCGCUGAUCGUGGCAGCGCUGCCGCCGCUGUUGUUCUUUGGCGGCUGCUCGGAGCGGCCGGCAGGGGCGCCGCUGGCAGCCGGCAAGGCGAGUACCCAUACAGCUGAGUCCGACAUCACCGUCGUGCGCCAGGGCCACAACGGCGUCGCGCUUUGCUACAAAUACGACGGGGACGGCCGCCUGAUUGUCGCCCCGGACCGCUUCAGCGAGGAGAGCGUCGACAAGGCGGCGGCGCUGCGCGGCAGCGGCGGCUCGUGGGGCAGGUCCUCGCCCAAGCUGUCAGAAACCUAUGUGCCGCGGCAGUGGGAUAACUCGUCUUGCUACGUAUCGGCGGCGCCGCGCGGGGCCGCGCGCUGCGCAGAGCAGCGGGUGCCAGCGCCGGCACCGGGCGGCUCGGCGCAGCGGCUGUCGCAGCCGGGCGGCGGGUUGACGCCACUGCAUGCGGGGCGGCAGGCGUCGCUUGCACGCGCCCAGUCAGACCUUUAUUCGAUCAACAACCCUUGA
Monoraphidium neglectum is the source of this 702-nucleotide messenger RNA. RefSeq lists its product as hypothetical. Lineage: Eukaryota; Viridiplantae; Chlorophyta; Chlorophyceae; Sphaeropleales; Selenastraceae. The record is from RefSeq and is a predicted model, not a curated record. The transcript has 2 exons. Bases 1 to 702 code for a protein of 233 amino acids.